Messenger RNA from Gadus chalcogrammus (walleye pollock), 6333 nucleotides. It is a transcript of the gene slc37a2, whose product is annotated as solute carrier family 37 member 2. Bases 445 to 1905 code for a protein of 486 amino acids. The record is from RefSeq and is a predicted model, not a curated record. The transcript is spliced from 18 exons. Gene Ontology annotation, cellular component: endoplasmic reticulum membrane. Gene Ontology annotation, biological process: phosphate ion transmembrane transport; glucose-6-phosphate transport. NCBI's taxonomy places the organism in Eukaryota, Metazoa, Chordata, Actinopteri, Gadiformes, Gadidae. Gene Ontology annotation, molecular function: glucose 6-phosphate:phosphate antiporter activity.
CGUGUCCUCGACGUUCAUGGAGAAGCGAAUUAGAAAAAACACAACAAGGGGUAGCGUUUUAUUUGCCAUACAACUCAUUUUCAUGUGACGAAAAAGCCGUCCGGGUGGCCUAUUCAUGGAACAGCCGAGGGACUAUUUAUAAGAAGUGAUCUGAAAGAGGAAUGUGGAGUGAGUGUGGAUCCGCUCCCUAAACUAGGAAGUCUUAGGACUACCGGAGGAGAGCCGGCUUUAGGUCGACUUUGAGAAGUCCGAGUCCUGUUUCCCUAUUCUUCUACAGCACUAACGUCACUCUCUGAUGAAUGCCAGUUAGACGCGAGGAGAAUAAGACGCGGUGGAGCGACUGGCUGCCCCUGUUCUCUGUUACAGCCAUGUUAUAACACGUUAUGGUCAUGUUAUAACAACCGUGGUGUCUGAAGUUGAGUUCUGUGAACAUCAACCUUUAAGAUGAGGUCGCCUCUGGCUCCUGGAGUUCGGUUCUGUUCGUCCUUUUCUCGAGACAGCUGGUAUCGGAGCUUCACCCUCUUCCUCACCUUCCUCUCCUACACAGCAUACCACCUGUCACGAAAGCCAAUCAGCAUCGUGAAGAAUGAGCUUCACAGAAAUUGUUCGAUGGUUAUUCGCCCGGCGGACCUCAACACAACGGACAAUGAAACGUGGUGCGACUGGGCACCCUUUGAUCAGGACAACUACAAGACACUGUAUGGGAUGUUGGAUAACUCAUUCCUCGUGGCGUAUGCUAUUGGCAUGUUCUUUAGUGGGAUAUUUGGAGAGCGUCUCCCACUACGCUAUUACCUGUCGUGUGGCAUGCUGCUCAGUGGCCUGUUCACCUCCCUGUUUGGGCUGGGCUACUACUGGAACAUACACUCCAUAUGGUACUACGCAUUCAUCCAGGCUAUGAAUGGACUGGUGCAGACAACAGGUUGGCCUUCAGUCGUGACCUGUGUUGGAAACUGGUUUGGAAAGGGGAAACGAGGGUUUAUCAUGGGGGUGUGGAACUCGCACACGUCGGUGGGGAACAUCUUGGGGUCGCUGAUCGCCGGGGCCUUCGUCUCAACGGCCUGGGGCCUCUCCUUCAUCGUGCCUGGGCUCAUCAUCACGUUCACCGGCGUCCUCUGCUUCUUCUUUCUGGUCGAGAAACCUGAAGAUGUGAACUGCGUACCUCCUCAGCACCACGAGGGAACCGAGCGGGAGCCUCUUCUGCACAGCGCAACUAUAACUGAGGUGACCUCCAGCACCUCCUCCCACGCCACGGAGCGGUCCGAGGAGGAUCACACGCAGGCCAUCAGCUUCUGUGGAGCACUCAGCAUCCCUGGUGUAGUGGAGUUCUCUCUCUGUCUGCUGUUUGCAAAGUUAGUGAGCUACACUUUCCUUUACUGGCUUCCACUCUACAUCUCAAAUGUAGCUCAUUUUGAUGCCAAAGCAGCAGGAGAUAUGUCCACACUGUUCGACGUUGGUGGAAUACUCGGCGGUAUUGCGGCGGGCGUAGUGUCCGACUACUCUGGCGGCCGGGCGACCACUUGUUGUGCCAUGUUGCUCCUCGCUGCCCCCAUGCUCUUCCUGUAUAACUACGUUGGACAGACCAACAUUGCAACUACAGUUGUAAUGCUGUUGGUUUGUGGAGGCCUGGUCAACGGACCAUACGCACUGAUCACCACCGCUGUGUCUGCCGAUCUGGGAACACAUGAAAGCCUUCAGGGGAAUUCAAGGGCGUUGUCGACAGUCACUGCCAUUAUUGAUGGAACCGGCUCUAUAGGCGCAGCGAUCGGUCCUCUUCUAGCCGGUCUGAUCUCUCCCACGGGGUGGAACAACGUGUUCUAUAUGCUCAUUUCUGCUGAUGUCCUGGCCUGCUUGUUCCUUUCAAGGCUCAUGUACAAGGAGGUGCGCGGUUGGUGUAGCCGAACUUAACCUAUAAGAGGGUUCCAGGAGAUCUGACUCAUCUACACCUCAUCCCAGAGGACUGCCGACCGUCAACAAAGUGAAUGAAUUAUUCAUUAAUCACAAGAUUAUUCUGACAUAACAUGGUAAACAUGUUAUAGCACAAAAACCAAAUGGAAAGCAAGAACAUCUCUAUAGGAUUGUUUUAUUCGCUUUCAUCAACUCGUGAAGCACUGCUAUUGUAUAUUAAUCAUAAAAUUAUGUUUCCAAAUCACAUUCCAUUUUACACAUCAGACCAGAGAGAUGAAACAGAAAGGAAGCAAUUGUUACCAUAUUGUUUAUCAAUCGUAGUGGCUAAUUACAUUUUGGAAAUUAUGCCAAUUACAGAUAUCACAAAGUACAUAGUUGAGAAUGCAUUGUAAAUGUGUAAAUUCAUUUAUCCGUAGAACCAGAAAACGUAUAUUUGUAGAUUUAAUAAACCUUAAAGAUAAACUAUAGCCUAAAACCCUUUGACAUUGUUCAGAUAUUUAUAUUGGGGAUUCACAACGCCCUAGAACCUCUCACACUAUUUUUUUAAUUUUGCCUAAACUAGAUUUAAGAGCAUGCUAUGAUAACCAUAAGCAUUAGAUAUUAGUUUAAUUCUCAUAUAACGACUCAGGGCGACUGGCUCAGAAGGACUACAUAUUCCAUUUUUAUACGGAUGCAGGGCCUUGUUUGAAGAGGCCAGCUGGUCACUGUUGGCCUGGCCGAGUGGUCAGCAUGUGGUCACCGAAUGGUCGGGCUGCGAUUCAAGGGAUAUUAUUUUUUUUCUCUCAGCAUAAACUUAGCAUAUAUCUCCCUGAAAGCUUUCUUUUGUUUUUUUUUUGACCUGGAGUUUUUCCCCAAAAGCAAAAAUUGAAAUCCAGCAUCGAAAGCUACCAUUGGCAGAAAAUUAACCCUGGAAUAUACUUAGAUGUUAGGUGUUUUAUAACAAUGUCCAAGUGUUUUAGCCUGUAUUAUUCCUUCAAUAGAUAUCUUAUUCUACUUGAAGACGUUGAAGUCAUUGUCUACUUUUGGGCCGAUGUGACGCACUUAAAAAAUUAAGGGGAAACGGUAAAGACCAUUUUUUUCCCAACACAGACUUUUCGGCAAACAUGGAUAACGGCAAACAUACAAUUUUCUGUCCAUAUUUAAGAUGUUAGAUGUAAACUAUUGGUUAGAAAGUUCCGGUGUUGGAUUGUACAAUCAAGCAGAGCUAUUUCUAGAUGAGUAGUAUAUUUAGAAUCUAGGAUAAUCUUCCAAGUACUCUGAUACAGCUAACACCCCUGCAAUAAAAUAUCAGGGGUGUUAGCUGUAUAUCAAUAUAUCAAUCAAAUAAUUAUUUUCACUGAGGCAUACUGCAGUUGGCCUACCUCUCAAUUCUAACUUAUCAUUAAAUAAUCCAAUACAUAUGGCCUCGACUCAAUGGUUAUUUUGGAGCAAAAAAUUUCUUUGUAUCAGGAGCUCUUAUUGCAGAACUCGAAAUAGGUCACAAUGCUUUAAAAUCGAACAAACCUUGUGCAGAGGUGCUAUUCGUGCAAAACCACAGUAGGCCAGAGGCAGUCAGUGAGCCCAGAAUCAUAGUAUAAUCAUAGUCAUCCUUCUAUGAUCUUGAACCUAGUAAUCCAUGCUAUUUUGUUGCGCUUACUUAAAUAAUACCAUCAUUUGGAGAAAACUAAAAGCUGGUUUCCAACUCCAGGCCAGUCUCUGCCACUAACGUGGUGAACAGUCCACUCAGCUCCGAACUCGAGCCCUAUUCUCCGAGAGGUCGUAGGGCUUUGACGUCACCGUGAAGGGACGGUAGGGAGGGUAUGCCUCCGCCACGUGGAGCUUCUUCUGGUUUGAUGUUGUUGACACAACAACAAUAGCCUUCCGAGAGGCUAAGCUACUCUUACACUUAGUCAGUGGCAGUUCAGGAACACUUUAUGGGGUGUCAAAAGAGUGCCAAUGUGAGAUGGAAGGGGGGUUUGACGUAUGCCUAUUCUGUGAAUGCCAUGUCGCUGUAUAUUUUGGGUCCUAAUAAUGUAGAAGAUGGCCCUAAAAUCAAUAGUUGCCACUUAUAAUAAAUAUUGGUAUACAGGCAGCUUCAGCUUUAUGUCAUCUAAAGAAAAUAAAUUGUGUUGCCUUUUGAGGAUAAAUAAUGUUAGCCAGAGAGCGUAUUGUUUUUUUCUCUUGUAAAUUGUCUAUUUAUUUUAUAUUAUGCAAAAAUAUUUUCGUAUGCUAUUAACCAACCAUCCAGAAUAGAACGGGUGGCGGGAAUGGCCUAGGUGUUCUUGAAAAUAAAUACACAUACACUGAGCACAAGGAUGUAAAGGUAAAACAAAAUAUAUUUGAUAGCUUACAGAGUUCAGUUGUGUUUCAAACUGUGGAGUAGUUUGGAGGAGUGUAUAGUGUACCAGUACAUUGUCAAAAAUAGUUUUCACAUAGUUUUUAACAUAAGGAAAAAUUCGUUUUAGUUGAAAAGUUGUAUAAGCUAGUGUUUGAUCAUUUAAGAUUGCUAAUGUGGCCUGUUUAAUUGCGAAGAAGCACAGAAUAUUACAAACAGGAUAGGAAGGGGGAAGGGGAAGCCAGGCUUAUCCAUUAUCAUCUUAGAGGGAGGGAGCAAUAAGAGUUUGAUAACAAGUCAAUGAAAAACCAUCUUCUCUAUGGCGCCCCGGGCCGGAUUCACAAAGCAUUCUUAAGAAAAAGAAAGUUCUUAAAUAGCACUUUAUUCUCAACUGUGUUCUUAAGACAAAAAUUAAGAUAUGAUAUUAAUGAAGAAAUUCAUUAAAAAGUUUUUUCUUAACUUUCUUCUUACGUUUUUUUUCUAAAAGAGUAUUGAAGAGGAAACAAGAUUCUUGAUGACAAAGCUCUUGAAUUUCUUCUCAAAUUUCUUCACAACUUUAAGAUGACCCUUCACCGGGCUUAAAACAGCUGCAGUGAAAAGCUAAGUCUUUGCUUAAACAUAUCUACUGUAUAUGACAUUUUAUUUAUAUGAAUUCAUUAAUAUAUUGCUUAGCCCAAAACUAUAUGUUAACCAAUGUUGUUCAUUUAAGCUUGUCAUACUAGUUUCUGUAGAUCAAAUAAAGCCUAUUUUGACAAUUGAAAAUUUAAUUGGCCAAAUCUCUGUCAGUAACUAGUAGGCCUAUUGAUAAUUCCAGAGUGUUGAGAUAGCACUGCUGCGCUUAGCACUGUUGCCAGUGUUGUCCUCAAUCUUUUUAAUCCAACGUUAUAGUCGCGCAAUCUUAAUUUUACAGUAACAAUCUUAAGAACUUCUUAAAUCAGAAAACAAAGAAGUUCAUAAGACUAUCGACAAUUCAAAUCCCCAAACCAAUUUCUGAAAUGCUGAUCUGUGAACUGGGAUUUCUGUAUUACUCUUUAACAGGAAAAAAAAAAUGUUAGAAAUGAUUGGUAAACCUUCAAUUUCACACGUCCUAAACUAAUGCAUCUUGAGCAGGAGAAUUGGCUCAGCUAGAAAUUCAGGCCACAGUUCCUGGAUGUUCAGGCCAUAAUAACAUGAUCCCAGUGGCACCAGAACUAAGUGAGUGUAAACCAAAGUCAGGUGACAGAUAAACCUCCAGGAAGAGGUAGCUGUACAAGAUAAAACAGAGAAUGCAAUGCAGGAGUUCCUGCACUCAAGCAUAGAGUAGGGCCGCAGCUCCCUCCAACAGCUCCAAGUGGCCCAAGGAGUUUAAGCUACCAACAUAGCAAGCCAGAGACAAAAUACAGGCAUUUUAUAGUCUGUCCAGACACAUUACCUGCUUUUCCACAUAUGCGUAAGUCCUGCUAUUCUCCUGCUAUUCUCCCGAUGGGCCGUAUGUGUGAACAACAUAUCCCGACAUUGGUAUCCUGAAAAUCUGAAAAUUGAAAAAAAGAGGACCCCUAAGGUAGUAUUUUCUACAGUUAGCUGAACAUUAUAAAGUCCCUGCCUUCCAAUCCCUGUUUACUCAGUUAAACACAGAAAUGAACUACAUUUGACCUAGUGUGUUGUAUGUGAAAUUUGUCUCUAACUUAUGCCCCAAUCUUUCAUUGUUCGAUGCUUCGAAUGUUGUGGAGGCAAACAGCAAUCAAAUAUCUUGGAGUAUUAUUACCAAAGGAAAUUACAACCAUUAAAAAAAUCAAUAAUGACCCAAUCGUGAAUAAGAUCAAUCCUGACAUAUUAAGAGGGAAUUCUAACCCUUUUAUGAGUUUGACACAAAGUAUAGAAUCCAUCAAGAUGAUUAUACUUUCUAGAAUUUUGUUUUUGUUUCAGGGUCACCCUGUGGAAAUUUCUAAAAAGAAUUCAACGACUGGGAUUAAAUUCGGGGAUAUAAAAGUGAGGCUUUGUGGUGUUCUCAAAUUUCUAUCACCGCUUCAUCCGGUAUUUUAGUUCUGUUGCCGCCCUAAUAAAUGCUCUCACCAGGACCACCGAACCUUGCGGGUUCUUUAGUGUUUAUUAUUUCUCCCUGGUGUUGUGUAAUA